AUGGCGGCGUCAGGGCGGAGGCCCCGGCGGCUGGCCGACCUGAGCGUGGACGAGUUCCUGGCCGGCGGCUUCGGCUCAGAGCUGGACGGAGAUUCGGAGGACGAGGCCGUCCCAUCCCCGCCGCCGGACAAGCCGCGGAGCAGGGUGCCGCGGGCCCCAACGACGGGCUCCGGCCCGAAGGCGCCCGCCGAAAGGAGGACGAAGAAGGGCAAGGCGUCAGAGCACAAGGACCAGCUCUCUCGGCUGCGACAGCGGGAUCCCGAGUUCUAUAAGUUCCUGGAGGAGAAUGACCAGGACCUGCUUAACUUCGACGACUCGGACAGCUCCGACGAGGAGGAGAAGUUUCACACCCUGCCCAGCCAGCUGGAGGAAGCAAGCGAGGAUGGUGAUGAUGAUGAGGAGGAAUCCCAGGGCACCAAGAUCGAGUUUAAUGUGACCAUGAAGAUGGUGGAGCAGUGGAAACACACGGCAAAGCGCCAACUGACUCCCAGACUCUUCCAUGACAUCGCCCAGGCUUUCAAAGCCGCCGUGGCAACCACCCAAGGGGACAGCGAAGGGGCCGACACCGGCAAGCUCAAGGUAGUCGACGGAGCAGUGUUCAAUGCCAUCGUGACCUUCUGCAUCAAGGACCUUUUUGGCUGCCUGGAGAAGCUGCUUGAUAUAAAGCCAUCAAAGGACAGGAUCAAGCUGGCAGUCCCAUCCAACAGUCCGCUCUGGGGGAAGCUGCGUCUGGACAUCAAGAUGUACCUGGGCUCUGUCAUUCAGCUGAUGUCCUGCCUGACGCAGGCGUCCGUGGUGGCUGCCGUCCUCCACCACGUCAGCCACACCAUCGCCUACUACUUGGUCUUCCCCAAGCAGUGCCGCAAGCUGCUCAAGAGAGCAGUAGGGCUGUGGAGCACCGGGGAAGAGACGGUCAGGGUCCUGGCAUUCCUGGUUCUCAACAGAGCGUGCCGGCACAAGAAGGACACGUACCUGAACCCCGUCCUCAAGCAAAUGUACAUCUCACUGGUGAAGAAUUGCAAAUUCACCUCACCCAAUGCCCUGCCCAUGAUCAACUUUAUGCAACGCACCCUUGCGGAGAUGUUUGCACUGGACCCCAACACCUCCUACCAGCUCGCCUUCCUUUACAUCCGCCAGUUGGCCGUCCACCUGCGCAGUGCCAUGGCCAUGAAGAAGAAGGAGACGUACCAGUCGGUGUACAACUGGCAGUACAUCCACUGUCUGUACUUCUGGUGUCGCGUCCUGAGCUCGGUCCACCCCAGCGAGGUGUUGGCACCACUCAUCUAUCCGCUGACCCAGGUCAUCAUUGGCUGCAUUAAGCUGGUCCCUACUGCACGCUUCUACCCUCUGCGGAUGCAUUGUGUCCGGGCCCUGACGCUGCUGUCUGCCAACACCGGGACGUUCAUUCCCAUCCUGCCCUUCGUCCUGGAGGUCUUCCAGCAAGUGGAUUUCAACAAGAAGCCAGGGCGCAUAAGCUCUAAGCCCAUCAACUUUGCAGUCAUCUUGAAGCUGUCCAACGUCAACCUGCAGGAAAAGGCUUACCGGGACGGGCUGCUGGAACAGCUGUACGAUCUGCUGCUGGAGUACGUGCACAGCCAGGCCGCCAGCAUCGCCUUUCCGGAGCUCACCCUGCCCACCGUAUUACAGCUGAAGUCCUUCCUGAAGGAGUGCAAGAUUGCCAAUUACUGCAAGCAGAUCCGCCAGCUCCUGGAGAAGAUCCAGGAAAACUCAGCCUUCAUCUCCUGCCGCCGGCAGAAAGCUCCAUUCGGCGUGGCCAGCGCCCAGGCGGUUGAUGCUUGGGAGAAGCAGACCCAAGAGGAGGGGACGCCUCUUUCCCGCUACUACAGUCACUGGAGGAAGCUGCGGGACAAGGAGAUUCAACUGGAGAUCAGCGGGAAAGAGAGGCUGGAAGACUUGAACUUCCCCGAAAUUAAAAGGAGAAAAGUGGGGGAUCGCAAGGAAGAGGACCAGAAAGAGUUCAAGGAUCUGUUCGACUUGAGCAGUGACUCCGACAGUGAGGGCGAGGGGGCCUCCGGCCUUUCUUUGAAAGGAAACUCUAAGGGCCAACAUGAGCCAUCAGGGCUGAUCAGUGAUGAGGAUGACGACAGUGAUGAUGAGGAGGAGGAGGAGGAGGAGGAGGAGGAGGAGAACAGCUCAGAAGAGGGAGAGGAGGGGGCCCCCCGGCUGGCAGGGCGACGCAGGGGAGCCAGCUCCAGUUCCGGCCCGCAGCUUUCCCGGGCGGAUCUCCAGCAGCUGGCCGCCGGCGAGGACGACGUGGUGGAGGACCUGAGGGUCUCAGAGGAGGAAGAUUGAGGACGC
Molecule: messenger RNA, 2319 nt
Organism: Tachyglossus aculeatus (Australian echidna)
Lineage: Eukaryota; Metazoa; Chordata; Mammalia; Monotremata; Tachyglossidae
Gene: NOC2L
Product: NOC2 like nucleolar associated transcriptional repressor
Exons: 19
Coding region: 1-2313 (770 amino acids)
Biological process (GO): negative regulation of transcription by RNA polymerase II; ribosomal large subunit biogenesis
Cellular component (GO): nucleoplasm; Noc2p-Noc3p complex; Noc1p-Noc2p complex
Molecular function (GO): transcription corepressor activity; histone binding
Source: RefSeq, a predicted model, not a curated record